CUUCAGAAGAAGAGAAUACCCUUUGGUGGAUAACGGUUCCAGCGUCUGAGGCAGGAGAAGAAGAAGAAUUGUCUUGCCUUAUUUGCAUUCUCUGGGUUCCUUUCAUUUGCGUCACUAGGGCCUUGCUUCGUAGCUGGAUCGCCCUGUCCUCUCAUUGCAGGUACGGCACUCGAUUGUUUCGUGACUCUUCGCUCAGCAAGGUCAGGCGGAUUCUGUUUAUUUUUGUCCCGUUCGCUCCAGCAAAUCGUCCGGAAAUGUCGGGCAUCCCACGGCCUUGCAGCCCGAAACGCCGGUCGGUCCCCUGCGCUGAACGACCUCCGGCAACCGGUACACGAGUUCCGAACCAAACUCGUGGUCCAGUCAUAGUUUACAGCGCCAAAACGCAAGAAAGUGCGUCGCCCCUGUACCGAGAAGCGCCACAAGUCAUUCCAGUCUUGGGAAUGCCGCUACAGGAUUGGGGACACGAAAUUAGGAUACAGCACGAUGAGGCUCCGAGCCAUCUGGAUGAACAGCACCUCCAUAUCGUCCUCUGCUUUCAAUCCGCUAUUGUUACGCUUCUGUUGCUGCUGUUCUUUGCCUUACCGUUGACCAUGAUCGCCGUUGGAACGCUGAACCUGUCCAACUGUAAAGUCCACAAGGGGAUUCCGCUCUGCCUGAUGGUGGGAGGCUGUACGUACUUCGUGCUUCCUUUGCUGAGCGCUGCUCUGGACUGGAACGCUCGCAACUCGUACUGUCCGAUGGUCAUAACAGUGUUAGGUGUAGUGGCUGCAGGUGCGUCUGCGACGGGAGCCGUGUUGGUCUACCGUAACGCGUGGCCUUCUGCGGACAGGAACGACGUGCGCUACUGCGACCCCGUUGUAUACUACUUCUCCUUCGUUAUGUGGACCGCAUUUCUAGUGUUCGUUCCGGUUGUCCUUGUGGUGACGGCGUUUGUUUUUCAGAAGUAUGGAAAGAAAGCCAGACGUCGAAGGUAUAGACGUGAGCAGCGUAUGUGAAAAGGCAGAUAAUUCUUAUAUUGAUAAAUAAAGGGACAGACGUGA
Messenger RNA from Ornithodoros turicata, 1040 nucleotides. RefSeq lists its product as uncharacterized. The record is from RefSeq and is a predicted model, not a curated record. Lineage: Eukaryota; Metazoa; Arthropoda; Arachnida; Ixodida; Argasidae. The transcript is spliced from 3 exons. The coding region runs from base 255 to 995 and encodes 246 amino acids.